Pogonomyrmex barbatus (red harvester ant) is the source of this 715-nucleotide messenger RNA. RefSeq names its product telomerase reverse transcriptase (gene Tert). The record is from RefSeq and is a predicted model, not a curated record. Gene Ontology annotation, molecular function: telomerase activity; telomeric repeat DNA binding; telomerase RNA binding. Gene Ontology annotation, biological process: telomere maintenance via telomerase. NCBI's taxonomy places the organism in Eukaryota, Metazoa, Arthropoda, Insecta, Hymenoptera, Formicidae. Gene Ontology annotation, cellular component: telomerase catalytic core complex.
AAAUGGAAUCCCAACUGUAAAAGGUUGCAUAAAUGAUAUUAAUGCCUUUAAAAGUUCAACUAAUAAUCAGUUAUAUUUUGUUUCUUGUGACAUUCAAGAUGCAUUUGGUUCAAUACUACAAGAAAAGUUAUAUAAUAUUAUUAAUAUGUGUUGCAAACAGUUAGAGGAGUAUCUCCCCAAUACGAACUUUUUAUUUUUAAAAAACUAAAGGAAACAAAAUAAAUAAAAAACAGUGCGAUUUGUAUCUCUUCCAUCUCUUAAUUUUAUGAAAUCAGUUGUCAUCCCAAUGCAAAUAAAAAAGCCCAAAUUAGUUCGAACAAAAAUUUUGAUGAAUAAACUAUACAAAUUAAUAUAUCAGCAAAAGGUUAAGUUUAAUAAUCAAGUAUAUUCGAUAAGGCGUGGUGUGCCACAAGGUAUACGAAUAUCAUCAAUUUUAUCUGAUAUAUAUUAUCAACACAUGAUCAAUGAAAAGUUUGCUGAAUAUGCCAACAAUGGACUUUUUGACGCAAUAUAUGUUGACGAUAUCAUAUAUAUUACUGAGAGUGAUCAUUAUGCAAAAAUGUUUCUAGAAAAAAUCAGAAACGGCAUACCUGAAUACAAUGUGACGUUCAAUCCUGAUAAAAUACAAUCAAAAACAAAUCCAUCCAAAGGACCCAUCAAAAUAAAAUUUUUAAAACAGAUUAUAACAUUGUAAAAUCGAUCUAAUAAAAUAUUC